AUGAAAAGAAGUGUUGUCAAUUCGUCGAAAGACGACGACAGUGACGAUGAAAUAUGGGGAUACAAAUGUCUGAAACGGGAAAAGCGAGAUCAAACGAAAGACUCUCAAAAUGACAAAAAGUCGCAAUCUCAAUUUUCACGUCAAAAUAUUGUUAGUGCUGAUAGAACCACUAGACAAUUAAAUAAAAAUAUACGAAAGAAAGCUGAGGAAAAGAAGUCAUCAAAAUCAAGCAAACAAGUUACUAAUGGCAUUAAGAUAAAAUCGGAAAAAAGUGAGGUUACCGACAAACAUUCCCGGAAGAACGAAAAAACACCUUCAAAAAACUGCCGUCCAGAACUGCUCGAGGGAUUUUGUCCUCAUUGUCAAGUUCCGUAUGCUGCACUCAGCUUUAAAUCUCCGACAUGGCAUAUCAACGAAUGUCUGGAUCGAGACAUGGCAAUCAAUGAAUGUCCAGCAGGUUUGUCAUGUGACAACACCUUACCAAGUCACUACUGGAAGUUCUCUCAUUGGCAGCUGGCACGCUUACGAGGAAGUGGUCAAAAGACAGCCACUACAACUACAAUAUUGGAUUCUUGUAAAGAUCAACAAAGCAGUUCUCAUGUGAACAUAAACUUGUUGGAUGGGAAUCGGCCAGGACACUCCAGAAAUGAAGGCAGUGAAAAGUACAAAACAUGUGAUAUUACAACAGUUGUCUCAGGUGAAGAAAGUUCUAACAAUAUUGUAACAGUGACUUCAGCUGCUAACCACAACAAGGAGAAAAAUAGUUGUGAAUCAGAUGAGGAAAAGGGCAUGGAUGAAAUGUUGGUUGAUACUUUUGACGGAGACUCUGACAAAACUACGGGUUUGAGUUCCUCACCAUGUUCUGUUUCUACAGAUAAAGAAGCAGGGUCUAGUAAGAGCAAUAAUUUAGCUAUAAAUAUUCAUUCAGAUGAAGGAAUCAGUUUCAGUCCAUUGUCUAGUCCUAGAGCAGAAAGUCCUGCAUCCACCAAAUCUUUUUCUCAAGGAAGGUUGGUUAAUUAUUUCAGCAUAAACAAUGAUAUGAAGCAGAAUUCUUCUUCACCAACUGAAAAAGGGUUGCCUUUUACAACCCCAACCAAGUCUAUGCCUUCAUUGUCAGGUAAAAAGACCAGGAAAAGUACUGUUAAGAAGAAUUCUGGUAACGAUAUGCUUGAAACUGAUGACCCUGCUGGGAACAAAUUGCCCAAAGUCAACCAGCAAUCUGUGCAGUCUUUUUUCAAAUCUAAAAAUGCCAAAAAAGCUCUUUUUGAAAAAUUGCUUGAUGAUACCAGUUCAGUUGAAGGAGCAUCAUCAUGUGUAUUAAAGGGAAGUGAUUGUGAACAAGUAGCAUCAGUGAUUAAUGUGAAAAGAUCUGACCUGAAAAAAGAGAAAGAUAUUGGGACAGAUUUUGAUGAUGAAUCACAAACCCUUGUGGAAAAAGAUUCAGACACACACAAUAUACUCUUUGACACCAAACAACACAGAAAUGAAAGAUUGGAGGAAAGUAACAGUAAUGACUGUGAUGGUAGCAGAAUGAAGGAACAAAUAUCUGGAAGAAGUAAUAUCAAACAAGAGUGUGUCACAAAGGAAAACACAGAAAAGUCACAGACAAUUGCAAAGAACAACAAAAAUGCUUUCAGUAUUUUGAUGGACCAAACAAAAUCCAAAAUUACUAGGCAAAGUACAACUCCUCAAAGCCAGGUUAGUCCUGGAAAGGUGGAUGCUAUGGCAAUGUUAAUGAAAGCAAAACAGUGGGGAAAGGACAGAAACAGAAAUACCACAGAAGAAAGUUCUAAUAAAUCUGUUCCUGUACAAUCAACAUCAGCGGGCAACAGAUCUGAGGGAAACAGCGUUGACAUGAGAAUUCCUCAACCAGAGAAAAAGCAGUGGGGCGGACAGAGACAAUGUCCUUUUUACAAGAAAAUGCCUGGUACAGGAAUUACUGUGGAUGCUUUCAGCUUUGGAACAAUACCAGAGUGCUCUGCUUAUUUCCUGUCCCAUUUUCAUGCCGACCACUACAGAGGCCUUACAAAGAAGUUCAAACAUCCAGUUUAUUGUAGCAAGAUAACUGCAAACCUUGUAGAAAGAAGACUGAAAGUGGACCAACAAUACCUUCAUGCUCUUCCAAUGGCCUGCCCCACUGUUGUAGAAGGAGUGGAAGUCACACUGCUAGAGGCAAACCAUUGCCCAGGUUCCGUGCUGUUCCUCUUUAAGCUCAAAGGAGGUAGGAUAUACCUCCACACUGGAGAUUUCCGUGCAUGCAUAGCUAUGGAGAGUUAUCCAGCCCUGAACAGUAUUCAUAUCAACCAGCUUUACCUGGAUACAACUUAUUGUGAUCCUACCUACACAUUCCCACCUCAGCAAGAAGUCAUAGACUUUGCUGUGUCUGUUGUCAAAGAGAAAUUGAAGGAAAAUGCCAAGACGCUCGUUGUAUGUGGCAGUUAUACUAUUGGGAAAGAGAGAAUCUUCACAGCUAUUGCCAACGCCUUGAACAGUAAGAUCUGUGUGACUGAGGAGAAAAAGACAGUGCUGGAUUGUCUUGAGGACCGUAAGCUUCAGGAGUCCAUCACUUUGAGUCCAAGUAAAGCUAGGGUUCAUGUCCUUCAGAUGGGCAAACUUAAUCCAAAGACACUUGGGGAUUACAUGGCAAAUCUGAAAAGUUAUACAGAGGUUAUAGCUUUUGAACCAACUGGUUGGACCCAUAGCAACAAGAUCACCUCCCUGGACCAGCUGAGGCCAAAGUUCAGCAGGAAUGGGAUACACAUAUAUGGUGUCCCAUACAGUGAACACAGCAGUUACUUGGAGAUGAAACGAUUUACACAGUUUAUCAAACCAGACAAGAUUUUACCUACAGUCAACAAUGGUAAUUCCAGAGCCAGAACAAAGAUGGAGAAGUUGUUCAAAUCCUGGAUGGAAGAGUUGAAAAUAAACAACAAAAACCAGAAUCUACACAGUACUAAACAGGGUACCUUAAAAUCCUGGAUGUCUUAAAUAUGGAACUAUCUCUUAAAAAAAAAAUGUGUUGUUUUUAUAUUUUUGCUAUUACGGGUAUACCAUCCCCUUGCAUACAAUGUUGCUGAUAUUGAAAUGUGGGUCAUAUUUAGCAUGUUUUGCUGCAGUAAGCCUAGGUGGUAAACAUCUGACCUAUUUACGCAAAGUCAGGGGGUGGGCUUAUUUAAAGACAAUGAAAGAUAAUAUUUUUCAUGAUUCUACUGAACAAAAUCUUUAUUAUUGGUUUAUGGUCAGAUAAAUAAAUUACACUGUGAAAAAUAAUAAAGAUUGUAAUAUAUCUGUUAAUAUAUGUUUGUGGAGCUAUGCAUAUUCCUUAAUGUUCUGUGAUAUUAGUAAUAGACA
Messenger RNA from Ylistrum balloti, 3351 nucleotides. Its product is annotated as DNA cross-link repair 1A protein-like. Bases 1 to 2988 code for a protein of 995 amino acids. Gene Ontology annotation, biological process: interstrand cross-link repair; protection from non-homologous end joining at telomere; double-strand break repair via nonhomologous end joining. Gene Ontology annotation, molecular function: 5'-3' DNA exonuclease activity; damaged DNA binding. The transcript has 10 exons. Lineage: Eukaryota; Metazoa; Mollusca; Bivalvia; Pectinida; Pectinidae. The record is from RefSeq and is a predicted model, not a curated record.